Molecule: messenger RNA, 3180 nt
Organism: Amphiprion ocellaris (clown anemonefish)
Lineage: Eukaryota; Metazoa; Chordata; Actinopteri; Pomacentridae
Gene: exd2
Product: exonuclease 3'-5' domain containing 2
Exons: 10
Coding region: 232-2163 (643 amino acids)
Biological process (GO): nucleobase-containing compound metabolic process
Cellular component (GO): cytoplasm; nucleus
Molecular function (GO): 3'-5' exonuclease activity; nucleic acid binding
Source: RefSeq, a predicted model, not a curated record
CGGAGCUGCGUCCUGGCGCAGCGGCGUACUUAUAAAUAGAGCCCGGAAGACAUGCAUCAGCUCAGCAAACAGGUGUACAUGUGUGAGAAAGUGGCGCUGUGUUGGUUAAAAACGUGAAGAGAUGAUCAGCGUCUGUCCAGAUAACAGAAACAGAGCCAGGUUUACAUGGGAGCUCAGUGACACUGCAAAGGUUUGAACUCUUCAGCCUGUUAAACAUCACUACAAGUCAACAUGUCCAAUCGAGGACCUCUGACCGCUGUCAUAACAACGGUUCUGGGGGCGACCUUAGGAGGGCUGCUGAUAUGGCGGGUGUAUCGGACCAAAAAGAAGAAGCUGCCUUCCAUCCAGAAGGUGGUCGAACCUGUGAAAGCUUCGAGUCCUGUGGAGAAAGAGUUCACAGCUGUGGAGUUACAGUACAUCCAGCCGCUACUUCCUCUCGAGAAAGAAGUCAAGACUGUGGAGUGUCAGACCACUCAGCAGCCUCCACCCCAGAUCCCAACUUCUGACCAGCUGCUGGGGGUGAAGCCGGUGAUGGUGAGCUCUGAAGAAGAAUGGCAGCAGCUGUGGCCGCUGAUGGAAAAGGAGCUCUCAGUGUUCCCUGUGCUGGGGCUGGACUGUGAAUGGGUAAAGAUCAAAGGAGUUUCGGUGAAGGGCCGAACCUCGGCGGUCUCCCUGCUCCAGAUGGCCUCGUACUCGGGUCUGUGCAUCCUGGUGAGGCUGCUGGCGUUUCGCAGCGGACAGCAGCCGUUUCCACUCAGUUUAAUGGAAGUCCUCAGAGACCCGCACGUCCUGAAGGUCGGCGUCGGAUGUUACGAAGAUGGAAAACGUCUGACGCGCGACUACGGCCUGUCGCUGUCGUGUACAGUCGACCUGCGUUACCUCGCCUUAAGACAGAGGCAAGCUUCAGUGAGUAACGGCCUCAGUCUGAAGUCCCUGGCAGCAGAUCUGUUGAAUGUAUCUCUGGAUAAAUCUCUGGCGCUGCGCUGCAGUGACUGGGAAGCAGAUCAACUCACACUGGAGCAGAUGACUUAUGCAGCCCGAGAUGCCCAGGUUUCCAUCGCUCUCUUCCUCCGUCUCCUCGGCCUCCGGCCUGACGCCGGUCCCGCCUCUUCCAGCGGGAGCUCCUACUCUGAACUGGCGUCCCGCUGCCAGGGUCUGGUGGACGUGCCCUUCAGGGGCCGAGGAGACGUGGACGAGAAGCCCGGCGAUGGAGAGAGGAAGCGGAAGACGAGAAAAGCGCCGGUUUUCGAAAGCCCAGAGUCUGGAGAUCAGCAAGUCCCAGACCCUCGAAAGAACAGCAAGAGGAAACCGCUGGGCGUCGGAUACUCCGCCAGGAAAUCUCCUCUCUAUGAUAACUGCUUCCUCCAUGCCCCGGAUGGUCAACCUCUGUGCACCUGCGACAAGAAGAAAGCCAAAUGGUACCUCGAUAAAGGAAUAGGAGUGCUUCAGAGCGAGGAUCCUUUCGUUGUGAGGCUUCUGUUCGAGCCUUCGGGACGUCCGGACUCUCAGCAGGAUUAUUAUCUCACUGCUAAGGAGAAUCUCUGUGUGGUCUGUGGAAAAGCAGAUUCCUACAUCAGAAAAAACAUCGUUCCACACGAGUACAGGCGACAUUUCCCCACCGAGAUGAAGGACCACAACUCCCACGACAUCCUGCUGCUCUGCACCAGCUGCCACGCCGCUUCCAACGUGCACGACGGCUUCCUGAAGCAGCAGCUGGCCGAAGAGUUCGCCGCCCCGCAGGGCUGCGAGGAGGGAGUUCGCCUGCUGGAGGACUCGGACCGACGGAGAGUGCGAUCGGCGGCCCGGGCUCUGCUCACCGCCGGCGAGGGACUGCCGGAGCAGCGGAGAGACGAGCUGCAGGGUUUGAUCAAGAGCUUCCUGGACGUGGACGAGGAGGAGGAGCUGACGGACGAGGCGCUGCAGCAGGCGGCCGGUCUGGAGACGAGGAUAUUAAAUGAGGCGUACAUUCCUCACGGUCUGAAGGUGGUCCGGGCUCACGCUGAGCUCGGCCUCCGGGGCCUCAUGGACCUGGAGCGUCGCUGGAGGCAGCACUUCCUCACCUCCAUGCAGCCGCAGCACCUGCCUCCCCUCUGGUCUGUCGACCACAACCACGGCAAGUUCCUCCGCAAAUACGGGGAUGGCCUGCCCAUCAAGCUCAACUGACGGACGGCAAAGGAGGACAGAACACUCUAUUUUUCUCGUGUGAAUCCAGCAGCGGGGACUGAAAUGUAAAGUUCCUGCUCGGCGACAGAUAUUUCACCGGUGAGACGAAUGAACUGUGGAGAUCCAGCACUGAAUCUAAAGAACGCCAACCUCGCAGCGUCACCACGGACGUUACCUGAUUGCAUAUGGACACUUUUUUAUAAUGAGAUCCGUAAUUAUUUAUGAAAACAGUUCAGAUAUUGAAAUUCAAGAACUGAUUUUUAGAAGAAAAAAGAAGCUGCGGCCUGCUCUUAAUUUCCCCCUUAAUUACCAAACUCCACUUCCCCUCUGCAGGUUCGCAGCUUGUUGCUCUCGUCAGUCUGAGGAUAAAUGAUUUGCUUUGCAGGGAGAAGGUCAUUUUAAUAUGACCUUAAAUUAUCUGCAGCUCCACUCGGCUUUUGUCGUUUUCAGGUCGAUCACUGAAGAAGCAUCUUGAGAUCAGACUUCAUCUUUGCCCUUCUUUUAAUAAGAUGAGUUUGUUGUCGAGGUGCCUUCGGGCCUGAAAACGUUCCAUCUCGGUGGUUUUGUUUAUUUCUUCGCGGAGGGAGUCGAAAGCAAGCAGAGUGAAGUUGGCGCCUUAUUUAAACCCCUGAUGUUUGCGUCCUGCCGCCGAUCCUCCAGACGGUUCGGGAAUCUCCAUGGCUCAUGUUUUAAUGUGCCUCUUAACCCCCGAACCCGACCGGAGGUUUGAUCAAACGAGACGCGCUUCAGUUUACAGCCGUUUAACUACGACGUCUUUUACAGAAUCCAAACCCGCACAGUGAAUGAAAGGUGCCAACUUUGAUGUGAUGAUUAAAAUUACAAUUAAACCCCUUUGCAAGGCAGAUUUUCAUCAUGAGUGUGAUUGAGUUUAUUUACAAUAUUAAAUUAUGAAGGCGGCUGCCUUGUAUUUAUUCGUGUUUUUCAGCUCUGAAAGCUGUUUUCCUAAAUUGUGAAUGAUUGAAAGAAAAAAAGAAAUAAAGAUCAUGUUUGUAUUAA